Molecule: messenger RNA, 560 nt
Organism: Effrenium voratum
Lineage: Eukaryota; Dinophyceae; Suessiales; Symbiodiniaceae
Source: the annotation of a GenBank genome assembly
CGGGAGAAAAACAAAGGAGAACAAAAAUGAGAAGAAUAAAACAUGGAGAAAAAACAAACGGAACGCGGCUUUAAGGCCAUCGCCUGCGGCGCCACGCUGGGCGCCUGUGAGGUCAGCUCCCAGUGGCUUCCCGCCACGCAACUGCUGGCCCGGUGCGCCGCUGAAAUGCUCCGCUUGGACGUGCUGUGCUUCAAUAUGGCCCUGGGAGCCUGUGAGAAGAGCUACCAGUGGCGAGAGGCGCUGGGCAUUUUUGCCGCCCUCGACGCGCCGAGCGCGUCCUCCGUGAACGGCGCCGUGGCGGCGCUGGCGUCGACCGCGUGGCGGCAGGCGCUCGAGCUGCUGCCAUCGGAGGCCAACGCGUUGAGCUAUGGCGCCUGCAUCGGCGCGUGCGUGAAGGCGGUGCAAUGGCAGCUGGCCCUGGGCCUCUUUCAGGAGCUCCGAGCAGCGGCCUCGGCAGUGGAUCUGGUGACACGAAGUUUGGUGAUGGGCGCCUAUCAACAGGCGGGGGAUCAUCAUGGGGCGUGUUGGCAGCUGCAUCGCAUGCAGCGAGACGGCGCUGA